UGGCGGACUAGUAGUAGUCAUAACUGGAAGUUGUCCUGCAAUUUUCUUCCAGUUUUUUCUGUGUAGGACGCUUACGACGAUUUAAUUGUGGGAAUCAUUCAUAAAAUUUUAAUUUUUGAGUAUUUGUAGACCUCUUGAUCAUUUCAUUUUUGCAUUGGUUGGAGAUCUAACCGCAAUUAGAUUGAAUCUCCCGCGUGCCGAAGAUCAAUGUCUGAACAAAGUCAAACAUAAUCUUAACAAUCAUCGUUUAGAUUAUGUGUUAUUUAUCAUGUCUAUGAGCAGCGAUGAGGUCAACUUUCUAGUUUACAGAUAUCUUCAAGAAUCAGGAUUUCAGCAUUCUGCUUUUACUUUUGGAGUGGAAAGCCAUGUAGACCAAUCAAAUAUCAAUGGAUCCAUUGUCCCACCUGGUGCCCUUGUAUCAAUUAUCCAGAAAGGUGUACAGUAUGUGGAAGCUGAGGUGACGCUAAAUGAGGAUGGGACAAUACUUGAUGAUGGAAGUGAACUAGAUCAUGUCUCCCUUAUUGAUGCGGUUUUACCAGACAUAGUAGCCACAAGACAUACAUUAUUACAUAACCGAACAAUAAAACCAGAGAUUGGUAUAAAAUAUGAGGAUGGACAUUAUUCUCAUGUCAAUUCUGUGGGACACGGUGAGAUCAUGGACGUCGAUGGCACAGUUAAUGAUACAGGGAGCAACAAAGCAUUGAUCUUGAAAGGCCACGAACAUGAGGUGUUUGUGUGCUCAUGGAAUCCCACUCAGGAUAUACUUGCAUCUGGGUCUGGAGAUGGUACAGCAAGACUGUGGCCAAUGAAUGAGACGGGAGUGGCAACACCUGUCAUUUUACGACACCAAUUCAAAGAUUUAGAAAACCAUAAAAGUGCAACUAAGGAUAUAACCUCUCUGGAAUGGAAUAAUGAUGGAACUCUGCUAGCCACAGGUUCAUAUGAUGGACAAGCAAGGAUUUGGUCUCCAGAAGGAGAAUUGGUUAAAACACUAAGUGAUUUUAAAGGACCAAUAUUCUGCAUUAAAUGGAACAAGAAAGGAAACUAUUUACUCAGUGCUGGGGUAGAUAAGAGUACCAUUGUCUGGGACUCAAAUAACUGGGAAGUUAAACAGCAGUUUUCUUUCCAUCAAGCUCCCACACUGGACGUCGACUGGCAAAAAAACACAAGUUUUGCAUCUUGUUCAACUGAUAAAAUCAUACACGUCUGUAGAAUAGGAGUUGAAAAACCUGUGAAAUCAUUUCAAGGACACACUAGUGAAGUGAAUGCAAUAAAAUGGGAUCCAUCAGGGUCUUUAUUAGCAUCUUGUUCAGAUGAUCUAUCAGCAAAGAUAUGGAGCACAAAACAAGAUACCUGGAUGUUUGAUCUCCAAGGUCAUAAAAGAGAGAUAUAUACAGUAACAUGGAGUCCAACGGGACCAUCAACAGCGUUUCCUAAUGCACCUCUUCUCUUAGCAAGUGCUUCAUACGACACAACAGUCAAACUAUGGGAACUUGAGCGUGGCUCCUGUGUUCUGUCUCUCUCCAAGCAUCAAGAACCAGUGUACUCUCUGUCGUUUAGUCCUGAUGGCAGAUACAUUGCGUCAGGGUCUUUCGACAGAGCACUGAAUGUCUGGUCAACACAGACUGGCACUCUAGUUCAUAGUUACCAUGGUAACGGGGGCAUAUUCGAAGUGCAGUGGAGUCCAAGAGGAGACAAAGUAGCUGCAUGCUUUUCAGACAAUACGCUGUGCGUUUUGGACGUCAGAAAUCUUUAAUCUUUUUAACCACAAUCCUAUGUACAAAUGUUCCUGGGGAACUUCAAAAGAAACUUUCCAGCAUCCAGUCCACCGCAGAGACGUCCAAAUCAACAAAACUGGCAACUGCUAGAUAGCUGAAACUCGAAAAUCCAUCAAAUGCAUCAAGUUACAGAACCAAUGACCCAAAAAAUCAAUUUUGAUUUUCACUAUCGAAAGAUCGCUACUGUUUGCGUGAUAUAUAUUUUUUGUUUUUGUUUUUUUGUUUUUUUUUUUUCGAGAAAAUUCGAUUUUUUAAAACUUAAUUUUCAAGGGAUGAUACUUAUUUAUACUUUUGAGUGCUGGCUCCGUCCGGGGACAAAUACUCGAAGAGUUUGGCUGUUUUGUCCAAUAGGAAAAUAGCAAGAGCGUUCGGAAAGGAGUCGGUAACAUAUCGAUAUCGUGUGACAUUGUAAUGACCGACAACUUUUCCUGUCUCAAUUUUAAAAAUGGGAAUUUCUUCUGCCAUUUUUAUGUCAUAAGAACGCAUAUUUAUUAAUUUUGAUGAUGAAAAUUUUUUUAUUUGUUGGCAUACCACUUUUAUCGCUCCAAACUUCCCCAUAACCGUUACCAGUCUUCAGUCGUGGCCCCCUCGCGCGAAAGUGGACAAUUUCUCCCACGUCCCUCGUUUUCCAUGCCACACUCCAGAAGAAGACGUUUGGACCUCUAUAAAAGGAAAAUCUUUUGGUGCCCAAACAUUACCUUGGUUGUUAAGUGGUAAAUAUUUGUGUUUGUAUCUUGUAUCAUACCAUCAGACAUAUUUUCUUCCGAUGUAAUUAUGUUGAAGAAAUUCUAUCUAUAGGCUGUACUU
Molecule: messenger RNA, 2585 nt
Organism: Stylophora pistillata
Lineage: Eukaryota; Metazoa; Cnidaria; Anthozoa; Scleractinia; Pocilloporidae
Product: F-box-like/WD repeat-containing protein TBL1X
Biological process (GO): regulation of transcription by RNA polymerase II
Cellular component (GO): histone deacetylase complex
Molecular function (GO): protein binding; transcription corepressor activity
Source: RefSeq, a predicted model, not a curated record